AGCUCUUGCGUCGCGAAUAAGCCGACCUCAAACAGCGGCUGCACGAAAGCGGCUUACUGGCUGCGGUACAAUAACAGACGUCGUCGGUCGUUUCUCCCUCUCCCGCUCUUUUAAACUUCUCUCCGCCACCAACACACGGCGACGAGCCUUAUCGCACUCUUUUUGCUUUCGUUUCUUCCUUGACUCUCAUCUCCGUGUUUACCGCGUUACUGUCGCCAACCCGUAUUGCCUGUCGCUGCUGAGUGUCCGAACAGUGGUAACGCAACACGAAAAACACGUUGUUUUCUUCAGCAUGCCGUCUCCCAUUGUUCUGACCCGGUCCACGCCGGCCCGCGGUCUCAACAUCAAAAUGUUCGACCGCAGAGUGAAGGGGCUGCAGCGGAGCUUCGUUUCUGCCCCAGCGUGUGAUCUGCACAAGCAGUGCGCCGAGCAAAUGUUGGACCGCCGGUCAUUUGUGAAGCGCGACACCCCGGUUGUGCUGGAGGUCGGUGCGCACACCGGCUGGUACUUCCGCCACAUGAUGGAGAAGAAAGAGUUCCACGGACUGAAGCAGUACAUCCAAACCGACAUCUCCGAAGACCGGCUCAACCGCAACUACGCAGAGAUCAAGGACAUCAUCCCGCCCGAGAUUGAGUUUGUGCAGAUCUGCUGCGAUGAGGAGCUAGAGUCGCCCUAUGGAAUCCCCGACAAGUCCGUCGACAUGGUGGUUUCGUGCCUGUCGAUGCACUGGGUGAACGACCUGGAGACGGCCAUGGUGAACGUCCGUAAGGUGCUCAAGAAGGAUGGGUUUUUCCUGAACGCAAUGUUCGGCGGCAACACACUCUACGAGCUGCGCGGGUGUUUCUCGAUGGCGCAGACCGAGGUGCUAGGUGGUGUCUCGCCCCACAUCUCCCCCAUGAUCGACGGCGCCGGACUGUCGACGCUGGUGCUGCAGGCCGGCUUUAGCAUCCCCACCAUCGACCUGGACCGCCACCUCCUCCUCUACGAGACUCCGUUUCACCUAAUGGAGCACCUCUCCGUGAUGGGCGAGAGCGCCUGCCACUACAUGCGCUGCCCCAUGAACCGCGACGUCCUGCUCGGCGUCUGUGCGGCGUACGACACGAUGUACAAAAAGAACGGCCUGACACCGGCGACCUUCGAGGUGUUCCACACCAUCGCGUGGUGUCCGAGUCCGACGCAGGCUAAGCCGCUCGAGCGUGGCAGCGGCCAAAUCCCCCUCGCCUCGUGGAACUCAAAGAACCAGAAGAAGUUGCAAUCCGUGCUGGAGGAAUACGCGCAGAACCCCGAUGACACCAACCUGCAGAUGAAGGCGGAGGAGAUCUUCAAGCAGCUGCGCGAAGAGAGCGCCGAACUGAUGGCGAAGCGCGGUAUCGACGCGCGUGGCUUUGACCGUGAUCGCGACGAGGAACUGAGGCAGAAGGAUGAGAAGCCUCUUCCACCGUUUCAGUGA
Leptomonas pyrrhocoris is the source of this 1450-nucleotide messenger RNA. RefSeq lists its product as hypothetical. The transcript has a single exon. Lineage: Eukaryota; Euglenozoa; Kinetoplastea; Trypanosomatida; Trypanosomatidae. Bases 293 to 1450 code for a protein of 385 amino acids. Gene Ontology annotation, cellular component: mitochondrion. The record is from RefSeq and is a predicted model, not a curated record. Gene Ontology annotation, biological process: mitochondrial respiratory chain complex I assembly. Gene Ontology annotation, molecular function: S-adenosylmethionine-dependent methyltransferase activity.